Messenger RNA from Chiloscyllium plagiosum (whitespotted bambooshark), 768 nucleotides. NCBI's taxonomy places the organism in Eukaryota, Metazoa, Chordata, Chondrichthyes, Orectolobiformes, Hemiscylliidae. The record is from RefSeq and is a predicted model, not a curated record.
CAGGGCUGGCAGUGCCAGUUCUGCACCUACCUGAACGUGACCCUGGGCCGGAUCUGCGAGAUGUGCGACCGGACCAACGCCACCCUGGCUGGGCACAGCCAUGGCCAGGCCGGGGUGAGCCCCCGUGCCCAGCAGCACAGGCCGGAGGAGCUUGUGGGAGUGGGGGAGUCGCUGGCGGCCGGAGGUGCUGGUGAGCUGGCGGACCAUGCUAGGCAGGAGGAGAUGCGGGCAGCCGGACUGCGCCUGGUGCAGAUGAUCCGCAUGGGCGAGGAGCAGCUGGUGAGCCCCGAGGAAGUGUGCUGUGCUCUCCGCAGCUCGGGCACAGAGGAGCCCCUGGCCUGGCUGCAGACGGAGCUGCCCCAGAUGCUGGACAGUAUCGCCGACCUGGCCUCCCAGAAAGGCCACACCAUGGCCCAGGACCAGGUGGGCCCUGUCUCCAGGGACGAGGCGCGUCAGGCCUGGCUACACGCUGCGGGGGACUUCGAGGAGGCUGUGGGAGAGUGCGUCAGGAGCCGGGCUCACAAGUUCCGGGAGAUCUGCGCCAUGGGCUUCUCCGACCAGCAGGAGGUGCUGCAAGCUCUCUACAUGAACAGGGGCGAUGUGGACAAGGCUGUCAUCGACCUGCAACGCCAACUCCUUGAACCGUUCCACACACACAUCUGGCAGGAGGACGAGGUGUCCAUUCAACUGGACCAUCCCAACAGAGAGGUCAGUGGGCAUGGGCUGGGUUCAGGGGGGUACGGGAAACCAGCCCGACGGAGAGGUUAG